AUGAAAAGCACAAAAAAAAUUAUAUCAUCUUUUACCGAUGGUAUUGAAAAGUCAGUGGAAGCAUCUUUCUUAGUGAGCUUAAGAAUAGCGAAGUGUGGAAAACCGUAUACCAUCGGUGAAGAACUGUUUUUACCGGGAGCAAAAGAUAUGAUAACCUGUAUGUUAGGUGAACCGUCAGCUAAACAGCUUGAUAUCACAUCAUUGUUGAAUGAUACUGUUUGCAGCAAGAUUGAAAGCAAGGCAUUAAACGUUAAAGAAAAGUCAGUUGCUUAA
Messenger RNA from Cinara cedri, 273 nucleotides. Lineage: Eukaryota; Metazoa; Arthropoda; Insecta; Hemiptera; Aphididae. The record is from the annotation of a GenBank genome assembly.